Acipenser ruthenus (sterlet) is the source of this 3532-nucleotide messenger RNA. RefSeq names its product FAST kinase domain-containing protein 4-like. Gene Ontology annotation, biological process: regulation of mitochondrial mRNA stability; mitochondrial RNA processing. The record is from RefSeq and is a predicted model, not a curated record. Bases 204 to 2129 code for a protein of 641 amino acids. Gene Ontology annotation, molecular function: RNA binding. The transcript is spliced from 11 exons. Gene Ontology annotation, cellular component: ribonucleoprotein granule; mitochondrial matrix. Lineage: Eukaryota; Metazoa; Chordata; Actinopteri; Acipenseriformes; Acipenseridae.
UUCUUUUUCGUUUCAAUGGUACUUCCGUGGUAACAAACACCCCUAUCACGUGAUUGGGGCUGUGUGGCGUUGCCGUCACGCUAGAUGUCAUCAACCCGCGACACUGUGGUCUCAUGUGGGUGUCGUCUGUCUAUCUUUGACAGUGUGAAAAGGUACACUGAGAUGAGGAGGCAUUGUUUUAGAAAGCACUAGUUUGAAUACUCAUGUCCACUCGGUUGUUGGUACGCUGCAUUCGUCUCCUGGGGUCCAACUCCCUGGGGGUGUCUGCCCUUCCUGCCGCCUGCAGGCUCCCCCUUACCACUUCUGCCCCUCCUCUGGCUGCCGUGACACUGCGGCUGCACACUUCCACCAGUGGGGGGCGUAGUGAGGGGCAGAGGCUCGCCCAGAUCCAGGCCCAGGCCCAGGAGGAAGGGUUCCUGCGGAAGCCCGAGCGCACAGAGCUAGACGAUUUGAUUGAUGGGGCUGGCAGUGUCGAGGAGCUGCUGCAGGUGUGGGCAGAGAGAGGGGGCACUGGGAACCAGGCCGCCACAGUCCUGAUACAGCUUGCACGUCUCUCCACCACCCCUGAGAGCAAGACCAACACUGCGGAGAUACUGCAGGAUCGUAGGUUCCAGCAGCUGCUGCAGACUGUCGACACGCAGAUCUCCUUGGUGUGGAACGGCACUCUGGUUAAUCUACUGAGGAGCCUGUCCCAACUUGGGGUGUCCCCAGGGGAGCCAGCCGUGCGCUGUGUCCAGAAUGAGGCUCACUGGCGGCUGCGACGGCUCAGCUACCGGCACCUGGUCUCGCUGGCGGACUCCUGUGCCGGCCAGGCCCGCGAUGAGCAACAGAGGGUGCUGCUGAGUGACGUGGUGAAGCAGCUGGAGCUGCGCUGGACUGAGAUCAGCGAGCCCCGCAACGUGGCUCUGCUCAUGGGCAAGCUAGGGCACCUGUCUGGGGCACUCAUGGACCGUCUGGAAGACAAGGCUCUGGAGCUGGCGGAGCGGUUCUCUCCGGAGGAUACUCGGCGGGUGGCCCUGGCCCUGGCAGCUCAGAGCCGGCGCUCGGUGCCCCUGCUGCGGGCGCUGUCCUACCACCUGGUGCAGAAGCAUGGGAUAGAACUGCAGAGCGGGCUGCUCGUCGACCUCGCCUUCGCGUACGGCAAGCUGAAUUUUCACCAGACCCAGGUGUUCCAGCGCAUUGCCAGUGACCUGCUCCCCCGUGUGCCCGAGCUGGGUGCCAGCGACAUCACACGCUGCGCCAAGUCCUUCGCCUACCUCAAGUGGCUCAACCUGCCACUUUUCGAAGCUUUCGCCCAGCAUGUCCUUGUGCACAGUGAGAAAUACAGCAUCCCCCAGAUGUGCAACCUGGUCCUGGCCUUCGCUCGCCUUAACUACCAGCCCAUCAAGGGGGAUGCCUUCUACAGCAAGGUCCAUGAGAAGCUAGACAGUGCUCUGGGGCAGCUGGACCCCUACAUGCACACAGACGUGGUGUGGUCCCUGUGUGUCCUGCAGCAGGCCAGGCCCUCUUACCUGCAGAGCGUGCUGGAGCCAGACUUCUACAAGAAGCUGACAGGCUCAGGUGGCUCCUCGUCACGUGAUGAGAACUACAUGCUGAAGCUGCUCCACAUAAACACCACGGCGACACUGGAGUGCCCUGAGUACAGGGGGCCGGCCCUACCUGCGGAGGCCUGUAUGUACCCCGGGGAGAGGAAGGCUUCGGCGCUGCAGAGCGGACUGAGGGAAGCGCUGAGGGGGCUGGUGGGGGAGCAGCAAGGCUUGUACCACUCGGCUCUCAGCACAGUGUAUGGCUGGACCAUCGAUGGUGAGUUGGUUCUGAACUCGGAGAGCAAACCUGUCCCACUGAAGGAUCUGGCUGCUCCACACCUCCCACAGGCAGGGGGCGCCACACCACUGCCCCCAGGGGCCAAGAGGAUAGCCCUCCUGGCCUGUGAGUUCCCACAUUACAACUCCAGAAGCAAGGACCUCCUGGGGAGGUUUGUGAUGCAGAGACGUCACCUACAGCUGGCCGGCUUUCUCACUGUGGAUGUACCGUACUACGAGUGGCUGGAGCUGAAAUCCGAUUGGCAGAAGGUGGCGUACCUAAAGGACAAGAUGGGGAAAGCAGUAGCUGAGGACAUGGCAAAAUAAAUAAAAAAUACCUGUAUACUGAAACCUUAUUUAAAAAAAAAAAAAAAAAUUCUAGAAAGGAAUUGUAUUUUUAUAUUCCAGUUUCACAAUUAUAGACUACAUCACCAAGUAACCAUGCAUUCACUUGUUAAGGUUCCAGAAUCCUCUCCUGUCACCCAGACAACCACCUGCUUUCUUUGUUACCUUGGCAACUGGAAAAGCUUGGAAUAAAGGAUUGUGAAGACUAUUUGUUUUGGGGGUAAAGUCCUGAAGCUCCAAAUGGAGGUGAUAAUCUCAUAUGCUGUUUAUGGACAAUAAUUUCACAGUACUGAUUGACGACUGAUUGGUUGAACUAUUGAAGUAUACAUUGAGAAUACACCAUAAAAAUGUAUGCACUUGUGUAGUUAUUCCAUGAAUGAGGAUCAGUGAAUGAAACACGAUUCCCAAAGGGGUCGUUGGUUGUUUUUUUCAGUCCUCCUCAUGAGUGAAGUAACCACAGCCCUCCAUGGACGUCCAUACAGUAUUCUGUUUAUAUAACAAGUUAAAUGUAAGGAGAAGACAGAAUGUUUAACCUGAAUUUGAUCAAACCUUAGAUCAAGCUCUGCAUCUGCUUGGCAACACAUCUUGAUGGAUGCAAAUAGAUUCCAAAAGAUCCUUCACUAGAUCCUUCAACAUGUGUUAUAUAAAAAUCUUAUUAUAAUAUUAUACUUCUGUACGUGCUGUGUAAGUGAUGCUGACCUACAGUACUGUUUAUAUCCUCGGACAGGGAUGUGUGUGUUACUGAUGAAUCCUAAAUUAUAUAUAUAUUUUUUAAUGCAGUUCUUCCAAUGGCUAACUUGGCAAAUAGAUGUUGUUGUUAAUUUGCAACACCCCCCCCCCCCCCCAUCUGUGGGAUAGCAAGUCAUCAUUAUCAGACUAAUGGCAAACCCAAGUGUUUUGUGAUAUCAUCAAAAAUGUUUUGAGCUCACCAUUAGUCCCAUAUCGAAUACUACUUUUCAAUGGCCCUGUAUGUUGGAGUGGCUAUACAGUACUUACAACAGUUGCUGUUUUUCUCUAUAGCUCUGUAGGGCUUAGAGGAGUUUGGGACCCCCAUUUCCUCACUCCUGCAGCCAGCAAUCCGCAUGGUGUGAUGGUUCUGACCUGUAGCAGGCAUUUUAAUAAUUGCAUUAAGUUUGCAUUGCCACGAGUCAGUAGUGACCAUUUAUCAGGCAUGUGCCUGUACACCACUAGGCUGGUUUAUGUUUGGGAUAUAAAUUACAGGCAAGCUGCAAUGUUCAUAUAGUUCUCAGUUCUGCUUUCGUUUAAAUUGUGUUUGAGCACAUCCUUAGGUUACAAGAUUUGUGCCAGCAUUGCUUCAAUUGAACACAGCUAAAAUAAUCAUUAAUGAUGUAUUCCUGGCUGAAUUAAAUAUCCUGUUAAAUGUU